AGUAUUUUCCAUUUCAUCAGCAAGGAGCCUAUAUUACUUUGGUGGUUGACUAAAAUGUUGGUUUAAUGCCCACCCCUUUUCCAUCUGCCCAUGUCUGCGCGGCUCUGUGCAGGCGUACAAUCAUGACUAGCUCACAGCACAGUGUGCUCAGCCUGCUCUAGGAACAUACUGCUCCAGCUGAAGGAAGCAAGCCUCUGCUCUGCCUCUCCUAAGGAUCCAGCCUGGCAAAAAAGAAAGAAGGACAAUGACUCCACCAUUGACUUGCUGAGAGAAUUUUUUUAAUGUGGAUUUCUUCCUCUUUUUUGUUAUGGGGGGCUGUUGUUUUUUGGUGAAUAGCUCAGACCAGAUGAUGGACGUUAAGCAGCUCGCCAGAUGUCGUGGUGGCGUCCUUAUUAGCAAAGAGUUUGGAGCUCCUUCCAGAAUGUCACAAUCUUAACCGCAGGGAGAGAAAAAAAAAAAGAAGGAAAGAAAAGGAGCCCAUCGAGAUCCUUGUGGGUCCUACAAGUCAGCAAGGAAAAGGUAACCGGACCCCCACAAUCCCCCCCCCCCCAGCCACCCCUCGCUGCCUUUCAGCUCAUUGAGAACAAGCAAAGGGGGGCAUUGUAAGGCUGCCAGCGCUGAACAAGCUGAAAGCUCCUGUAUCACCAGCACAGAGGGCUCCAUUUAGACCUGCAUCUAAUUAGCCAAAACACAAAGCAAAGCGGCUGAAUGGAGCUUGUCACUCUACUGGAAAAGAAGGACAUCGGGGACGAUUUCAAUGGACAUUCUCGAGAAAAUUUGGAAACGUGUUUGCUAAUGGAUUUCCUUCUCAUUGGUCUCUGUUUAAACUGGAUGUUGAGAAAGCCCCCGGGGUUAAUACUGUGCGCGCUGGGCAUAUUUAUUAAGAUGCUUCCCCUGGUGAAUAGCGGCUGUCCGCGCCUGUGUCGCUGCGAGGGCAGAUUUCUGUACUGUGAGUCCCAGAAUGUGACGGAGCUGCCUGGCAACCUGUCGGGGGCAAUGGGCUUGUCUCUGCGGUACAACAGCAUGGUCGAGCUGCAGGACGGACAGUUCACGGGGUUAAUGCAACUCACGUGGCUCUAUCUGGAUCACAAUCACAUAGAGACAGUGGAAGUCAAUGCCUUUCAAAAACUGCGUCGGGUCAAGGAACUCACGAUCAGUGCCAAUAAAAUAACACAUCUGGCCAACCACACGUUCCGACCCUUGCCAAACCUACGCAGUUUGGAUCUAUCCAACAAUAACAUACAAGCGUUGGCGCCGGAUCUUUUCCAUGGUCUACGCAAACUGAGCAGCCUACAGUUGCGUUACAAUGCCAUCAAGUUUGUGCCAGUGAGGAUCUUUCAGGACUGUCGCAGUCUGGAGUUCCUAGACUUGGGAUACAAUCAGCUGAAGAGCUUGGCCCGGAACUCUUUUGCAGGAUUAUUCAAGCUCGCCGAGCUCCACCUGGAGCACAAUGACUUGGUCAAGGUGAAUUUAGCUCAUUUCCCCAGGCUGCUCUCUUUGCAUUCCCUCUUCAUGAGGAAGAAUAAGGUCACCAUCGUAGUUAACUCUUUGGACUGGGUGUGGAAACUCACCAAAAUGGAUCUCUCUGGCAACGAGAUCGAGUACAUCGAACCUCAUGUUUUUGAAAGUGUACCUCACCUGGAAUCCCUGCACCUGGAUUCCAAUCGCCUCACCUACAUCGAUUCUAGAAUCCUCAAUUCUUGGAAAUCUCUAACCAGCAUCACCCUGGCUGGGAACAGCUGGGACUGUGGACGUAACGUGUGUGCCUUGGCCUCUUGGCUGAGCAACUUCAAGGGUAGGUAUGAUGGCAACAUGCUAUGUACCACCCCAGAGUAUGCACAAGGAGAGGAUGUCCUGGAUGCUGUCUAUGCUUUCCACCUAUGUGAGGACCCAAUGGAUCCCACCAGUGCUAAUGCCAUUUCUACAGCUUUCAACAACAGUGAUCGAAAUGCCCACAACAGUGCCACCUUCACCACCACCACCUACGAUGUGCAGGAUACAGAAGGGGAAAAGACUACAGACAACCUCAUGGCCACUCUGCCCAGUGAGCACCCUGAGAACACUGUCCAGAUCCAUAAGGUAGUCACAGGGACUAUGGCGUUGAUUUUCUCCUUCCUCAUUGUGGUUUUGAUGUUGUACGUUUCUUGGAAGUGUUUUCCGGCCAGUCUCAGACAGUUGAGGCAGUGCUUUGUGACACAACGCAGGAAGCAAAAGCAAAAACAGACUAUGCAUCAAAUGGCUGCAAUGUCUGCCCAGGAAUACUAUGUAGAUUACAAACCCAACCACAUCGAGGGAGCUUUGGUUAUCAUAAAUGAAUAUGGUUCUUGUUCUUGCCACCAGCAGCCCGCCAGGGAGUGCGAGGUGUGAUCUUAUUACCUUUCCACUUGUGGGGAAAUAAGGAAAAAAAAAAAACAUUGUGUAACCAAAUAACAAUGGCAGAUAGACAACAAGCUGGAGGAGUUCCUUGUGCUGUUUUCUUUUCUCAUACACUCCCUGACUGGCACCUUGAGGGAUCUUUUGGGAAAAGACUUGACAUUUUAGCUUUAUUGUGUCUUAAAACAAAAAAACCUUUCAGGACAGUGAGAUGUAAACAAAACAAAAAACAAAACAAUAUUCUGAUGGUACGAAGAUUUGUCUAUAUUCAGGAGAGUGUAAAAAAGAGGUACCAGGUUGAUUUCUUUUUUGUAAACUACCAUGUUUAAAAAAGGAAGAAAAAAAAAAGCAAAAAUAAAAAAUAAAAUAGCAUUUACAAUA
Molecule: messenger RNA, 2754 nt
Organism: Hyla sarda
Lineage: Eukaryota; Metazoa; Chordata; Amphibia; Anura; Hylidae
Gene: LRRTM1
Product: leucine rich repeat transmembrane neuronal 1
Exons: 2
Coding region: 709-2367 (552 amino acids)
Cellular component (GO): extracellular matrix
Molecular function (GO): protein binding
Source: RefSeq, a predicted model, not a curated record